Molecule: messenger RNA, 1011 nt
Organism: Pestalotiopsis fici W106-1
Lineage: Eukaryota; Fungi; Ascomycota; Sordariomycetes; Amphisphaeriales; Sporocadaceae
Exons: 6
Coding region: 1-1011 (336 amino acids)
Biological process (GO): carbohydrate transport; transmembrane transport
Cellular component (GO): membrane
Molecular function (GO): carbohydrate:proton symporter activity
Source: RefSeq, a predicted model, not a curated record
AUGGUCGUUUUCUUUGUAGUCUAUGGAUUCUUUUUUAUGAAGUCCAAUGAUUGGUGGCGUUUUCCAAUAGCGAUUCAGAUUGUGCCAGCGCUAAUCCUAGCGGUUGGUUGCUGGGUUUGGGUGCCGCCCUCGCCUCGAUGGCUCGUCACGCAGGAGCGAUACGACUGUGCACAUGAAGUGCUCUGCCGUUUACAUGGUUCAGACGUCGCCGAGCUCGAAAUCAAAGAGAUCCGUGAAUCGCUCGAUGUCGAAGAUGCAUCUACACAGGCAACAUGGGCAGACAUGUUCAAAGGGGCUGUGCUUUGGAUAACCUUCCUUGGCACUACUAUCCAGUUUCUCCAGCAGAUCACGGGAACGAAUGCCAUUUUCUACUAUGCACCAACUCUUUUCAUGAAAGGUGGCUUGAGUGCAGAGGCUGCUAACUUGGCGACCGCUGGCGUUGGUGUCGUUCUUUUCCUUGCAGCCUGGAUACCUGUCAUGUAUUUUGAUAGGCUUGGGAGAAAGACUUGGCUCCAGAUCGGUACAGUAGGCAUGUUCUUCGCCCUCAUCGGCAUAGCAAUGCUUUUACGACACGCCGAGCACCAUCCCGGCGAUGCAGCAAACAACGCCAUUGUCAUCUUUCCGUAUUUCUUCUACACCUUUUUUAAUAUGAGUUGGAGUUCCGGGUCUUGGACUUAUGCAGCCGAAAUUUUUCCCAGUGCUCUGCGCGCCAAAGGUAAUGCUCUCUGCACCGCAUCGCUCUGGAUCUCGAACUUCAUCGUCGCACAAACUACUCCCCCCAUAGCUAGUGCCAUUGGAUGGGGGCUUUAUAUAUUGCUGGCAUUAUUCUGUGUCGUUGCAUUCUUAUUUGUUCGAUACGCCCUAAUUGAAACAAGAGGGCGCACAUUGGAGGAAAUGUCCCAACUGUUUGGCCUUGAUGAUCUCUCAGGAAAAGCCAACGACGGCAAUUCCGAACGCAAUGAGUUGCUUCGGUCCAGUAUUGACUCUACGAGAGAAGACGACCAUGAAUGA